AAAAUCAUUAGGAUAUAAGAUCAUGUUCCAUUAAGAUAUUUUUUACAUUUCCUACCGUAAAUAUAUUUUAAAAAUUAUUUACUAUAUGUUAGUUGUAUAUUAUUAUGUGUUGUUAAGGAUUUCAUUUGGCGAUUUUUCUCAAUAUAAAAUUUUUUUGCACCCUCAGGUUCCAGAUUUUUUUUUAAAUAGUUGUAUCGGUGCCAAAUAUUGUCAUAUCCUAACAAUCUAACUUUAUUCAGCUUUCAGGUAAUGUAUAAACAUCAAUUUAAAAUUAUUGACCCUUUAUAACUGGUUUUGUGGUCCAGGGUCACAUAUUUUUAUCAGGAGUAAAGGUGAUUUUAAUGAAAUGGCAGUAAAUGAAUUUUAUCAAAAAGCUCAUGCUUGAUCCAACAGAUUUAAGUAUUUUUAUGGAUAUGUAGGACCUUUUGAAUGGCUAUAUCCAACCCUACCUUGCUCUACUCUUUUUCAACAACCCAGAGGUCCCAGUCUUCCCAGUGUGCAGCUGAAGAGGAAAGAUCUAUGAUUCACAUGUUUGAUUUGUAUUUGGCUUUUAUUUUGUAGUUUUUUUUUAUUUUUUUACUUACUGAUUUAGGGUUCAUGUUGAAAAAAACGUUUCUUGUAGCUUUUUAGUUUUUUAUUUGCUCUGUAUUUCAAGAGAUUGUCUUCAUUAUUCAAAGUAGCAGUUUUUAUGUUUACAGUUCAAGUUUAAAUCAGCAAAAUAAUACCUCAGUCAUGCUGACCUGUCUACUUUUUGUCACUAUUUUGUAAGUCAGAAAAAAAAGUUGUAUUAUUUUAUUUACUUUUGAGACAAACACUUCAGUAGGACCUGUGUGAAGUAGCUCUUUAAUUAUUUGACAGUCAAACUGCAAAAUGAAGCUCCUCCCACUGUACACGUGCAAACUGAGCUUCGGGUGCUGAUCUCUUCCUGGUUGAUUAUUCAUCAAUUCUUAUUUAUUACAAAAUGUCAUUUUAACAACAUAGUUGCAUAACUGAUUAUAAAACAGGUUUAAAAUCGACUACUUUUAGUGUCUGCAUGUAAUUCGUUAAGUAUGCGUGUAGUUUGUUUACACACAGGGUGGGUGUGAGAGAGAUAGUUUAAAGGGUAAAGCCCCGCCCAAUCACUUUAAUAUUUACAGUAAUAGAAAUCUCAGGCAGCGGUCGGCGAGUGGAUUGUUGAAGCGCAUUCGUUCAGCAUAUGAAUCAACUGGUGACUUUUUUCCACCAAUGAAGACAUAUUGAGCUCAGGAAUGAUCAAAUGUCUAACAACCAGGAAGCACAAGAAGAUGAACUGCUGGCUCUAGCAAGCAUAUAUGAUGAAGAAGAGUUCCGGAGGGCAGAAUCAGGACCGGAGGGCGAGAUCCAUAUGUGUCUUGAACUUCCUCCUGACUUCAAACUAAUAGUCAAGGACCCAGCAUAUAUGGAGUAUGACAUUUCAUUUCUACCCCCUUUGGUUUUGAGUUUUGCACUCCCUGUGGAUUACCCAUCAUUGUCGACUCCAGUUUUUGUUCUAAGCUCCAAAUGGCUCACAAGAAUCCAGAUCUCUGCGCUUUGCAAGAGACUGGACAAGAUUUGGGAGGAAAACCGGGGAAAUGUGGUUCUUUUCACCUGGAUCCAGUUCUUAAAGGAAGAGACUCUGGAAUUCCUGGGCAUCCAAUCUCCACUUGAGAUCCAAAGCAUUGGUGUUCAGUCUCGGUGUCAAUCUGGCCAGAAGCAGGGGGUAAACACUGCUGGAGAUAAAAGUAAACCGCAAGAAUUGGACCCAAGAGCUGUUCAAGAAUUUGAUUCUCGCACAGACAUACUAAACCAGCUGCUGGACUUUGAUGAAGCUCAGAAGCAGAAAGUGUUUGAUGCAAAACUAUUCUGUUGUGGGAUUUGCUUUUCUGAGAAGCUGGGCUCCAACUGUUUGCUCUUCAAAGAGUGUCAACACGUCUACUGCAAGGACUGCAUGAAGGAAUACUUUCAGAUCCAAAUCAGAGACGGCAAAGUCCAGUGCCUUAACUGUCCUGAGCCAGAGUGUACAUCCAUAGCCACUCCAGCACAGGUGAAGGGUCUGGUGGGAGAAGAUGAGUUUGCACGCUAUGACCGUCUGCUCCUUCAGUCAAGCCUGGACCUGAUGGCCGAUGUUGUUUACUGUCCCCGCGUGAGGUGUUGCAUGGCUGUGAUGGUGGAGCCUGACAACACUUUGGCCAUGUGCCCUUCUUGUCGAUACGCUUUCUGUACUAUCUGCAAGCGAACCUACCAUGGCCUGUCUAUCUGCAAAGAAAUUGAGCUUCGCAGGUUGGAGGAGGAGUACCUUGCUGCCUGUGAAAAGGAGAAGGAACGCCUUCAAAUGGACUAUGAAAAGAUGCUCAUUCAGAGAGAAAUAGAUGAGACUUUGAGUAUGGACUGGAUCAAGGAAAACUGCAAACGAUGCCCAUCUUGUCGCAAGCAUAUACAGAAGGUGCAGGGCUGUAACAAGAUGACGUGUACCUCCUGUUGGAGUUAUUUCUGCUGGAUCUGCCUAACAAAGCUCAACAAAGUGAAUCCCUACACUCACUUCGAUGACCAAGAUUCACCAUGCUAUUCCCUAUUGCAUGAGGAAGUCCCAGUGGGACAGCGGGAAGCUUUAGGUGCAGGCAACUGAUCCACCAUAGUUCAGAUGUCUGGAUGAACUUCAUUUUAGCUGUUGUUUUAUUUAUGCAAAGCAGUAACCCUUAGCUUUGUUAAACCUCACGUACAACCAAAACAACUCAUUGUUUGUUUAAAAGUCAAAGACAUUAAUAUCUGUCUUUUGAUUUUUUACUCUUUAAGAAAACUCAGUGAACCAAAAAUUAUGUUAGAACUAAGACUGUCAAUAGUGAUACAUUUUACGGAUUAAUUAAUCAUAUUAUAUUAAUAAUGUAUAUCAAUAUAAAAAAACAGCUAGCAUGAUUUAAUUCUAUAAAUACAAAAAAUGUUUUGAGCAAUAUUUACAUGAAUUAAAUCAAACACAGUAUAAUCAAUAUAGACGGACAACUUACAUUUAGUCCGUGUAACCCUUGUCAAUUCAGUUUUCAGACCAUACAAUGCAAAAAUUAAAAAAAAAGUCUAAAGUCAUAAUUUAGCGAAUGUAAAAUUGGAAAAAGUGUUACACGGACCGAAAACUUAGGCAGCUGACUUGUUGCCUCGCUGCCUCAUGAGAGAAUGACUUCGGUGCCAUGAAGGCAGCUCAGAGAAACACUUUCGGACACACUUCAUAGGCAGCAUAUUUGAAAUAUAAACAGAGAGCGCCUUUGUGAUAACUAAUCACAUUAGAAAACUACAAUACUAAUUUCUCUCUAGAAUUUUUUUUUUUUUAAUAACUCUGCGUGUUGGGAUACACUGCUGUUUGUGCUUUACUGCUUAAUUCACAUCUGAAUUUCAGUAUAUUAUAUAAGGUUUUGAGUAUGGAGAGCAUACCAGAGGAUUACAUAAAUACAAUUUCUUAGGAGGAAUAAAAUUAGACACAAACAAGACAAUUGGUGACAUAAAGCUAUCAAACAAACUUAAAACCUAUAAUUAUUUUAUUAAUUUGUUUUUUAAAAAGUAAAUAUGUGAGCAGACUUUGGCAAAUGUAAGCACAGUUUAACUUUAUUAACACUGUUUAACACAGUUUUUGUUUUUAUUUUACUAUUGUCUAAAAUCAAUAAGAAAUGUUUUAGAAGAUGGUCUCCAUUUGUUAUGUUAGGGUUCGGAAAAACCUCAGAUCCACACGAUUCAAAUAAAUGACAUAUUUUGAUUCAAAAUGUUUAAUGUUCAUGAAUGUUACAAUGAACUUGAUUUUUUAUGACAUUUGUAAAUCUACUAUAAUGUUUAUUUAUGAAUAUACUAUUGUUAAUGGUAAUUUAUGUUUAUAAUACAUGAACUGUAAUAUACACCGAUCAGCCAUAACAUGACCGUCUGCCUAAUAUUAUGUAGGUCCCCCUUUUG
Messenger RNA from Misgurnus anguillicaudatus (oriental weatherfish), 3927 nucleotides. Its product is annotated as E3 ubiquitin-protein ligase RNF14. Gene Ontology annotation, molecular function: protein binding; ubiquitin-protein transferase activity; zinc ion binding. Gene Ontology annotation, biological process: protein ubiquitination. The record is from RefSeq and is a predicted model, not a curated record. Lineage: Eukaryota; Metazoa; Chordata; Actinopteri; Cypriniformes; Cobitidae.